AUGCUGCUGCUGACGCGGGUCGUGUUGCUCUCAGCGCUCUGCGCCGCGGCGCUCGGCUGCCCCCGCAUCAUCUCCCGCUCCCAGUGGGGGGCCCGGCCCCCGAGAGGCAGGGUCCCGCUGAGGACCCCGGUGCCCUUCGUCAUCAUCCACCACACGGCAGGGAAUCGCUGCUACACACAGGCCUCCUGCAGCCGGCAGGUCAGGGGCAUCCAGAACUACCACAUGGACACCCAGCGCUGGCCCGACAUCGGCUACAACUUCCUGAUCGGCGAGGACGGCAACGUCUACGAGGGCAGAGGCUGGAGCACCGUGGGGGCCCACGCCACGUACUGGAGCGCUAAGUCACUGGGAUUCAGCUUCCUGGGCAACUUCUCCAAAACAGCCCCCAACGCUGCUGCCCUGAACGCCGGCAAGAGCCUGAUCCAAUGCGCCGUCUCCAAGGGCUUCCUGAGCCGCAGCUACACCAUGACGGGGCAUCGCAACGUGAACCCGACCAGCUGCCCCGGGAACGCCCUCUACGGGGUCAUCAGCAAGUGGCCCAGGUUCAAAGGCAAACCCUGA
Molecule: messenger RNA, 561 nt
Organism: Emys orbicularis (European pond turtle)
Lineage: Eukaryota; Metazoa; Chordata; Testudines; Emydidae
Product: peptidoglycan-recognition protein SC2-like
Exons: 4
Coding region: 1-561 (186 amino acids)
Biological process (GO): peptidoglycan catabolic process; innate immune response
Molecular function (GO): N-acetylmuramoyl-L-alanine amidase activity; peptidoglycan binding; zinc ion binding
Source: RefSeq, a predicted model, not a curated record